This is a messenger RNA of Cylicocyclus nassatus, 1570 nucleotides long. NCBI's taxonomy places the organism in Eukaryota, Metazoa, Nematoda, Chromadorea, Rhabditida, Strongylidae. The record is from the annotation of a GenBank genome assembly.
UUUCAGUUACUACGUACAGUAUCACUGUCAAAUUAUGCGGUGACUCAGUGUCAACCAGAUGAUUUGGUUCGUGUCCACAAGGUUUCUCUGCUCAGGACAGAUCCGAGUGAGAUUCGCACCUAGUCCCACUGGUCAUCUGCAUCUUGGAGGGCUGAGGACAGCGCUCUACAAUUACCUUUUCGCCCGUCAUCACAAAGGGGCUUUUAUACUGCGCAUAGAAGACACAGACAAGGCAAGGCUAGUUCCAGGAAGUGCAGAAGAAAUCGAGCGAGUCCUUACACAUUACGGGUUGCAUUACGAUGAGGGACCAAGCAAAGGAGGAACAUUUGGACCAUAUGUACAGUCAGAACGACUAUCUUCGUAUAAAGAGUCUGUAUCUCAGCUGAUUGAGUCAGGACAUGCAUAUCGCUGUUUUUGCUCUGAAGAACGUCUAGCUUUACUUCGCAAAGAUGCAGUUAGGAGAAGUGCCGCACCAAAGUACGACAUGAAAUGUCGCUCUAUCAGCGAAGAAGAAUCAAAAGCUCGUGCCUCCAAUGGUGAACCUUUUGUUGUUCGAUUCAAACUGGAUAGACAGAAUGUCAAUUUCCAAGACGAAGUCUUCGGCUCCAUCGAGCAAUGCAUAGAUGAAAGUGACAUGGUUUUGCUGAAGAGCGAUGGAUUUCCAACUUAUCAUCUUGCGAAUAUUGUCGAUGAUCAAGCCAUGCAAAUAUCCCAUGUUAUACGUGGUAUGGAAUGGUUAAGCAGUACAGGAAAGCAUGUCUUACUAUACAAGGCAUUUGGAUGGCAGCAUCCCAAAUUCCUACACCUGCCUCUGAUCAUGCGCGAUGGUAGAAAGAAGCUGUCAAAAAGGGAUAAAGAUGCAUUCGUUGACUAUUACGAGCGUGAUCUAGGAGCGCUUCCAGAAACUGUUCUGAAUUUACUGAUCCGCAAUGGCAGUGGCAUACGCGGUUUUGACACCGGUCGCUUAUAUUCGCUUACAGAAAUGACGGAACUCUUCGAUGAAAAGGAAGUUGGUAGACGGAAUUUGCAGUUGGACCAAGAAUGUUUGGAAAGAUAUGGGAAGAUGUCCAUACAAGCAGCUGAUAUUGAUGCAGUACUGCUUCCAGCCUUGAAAGAACAUAUAAAUCGUGACUCGGAUUUGAAGAAUUUGGGAUUUGAUGAUGACUAUUUGAGAAGGGUGCUACGGUUUCUAAAGCAAAAUGAAGAAAAAUUUGCUUUUUUAUCGAUGCUAACGAGGGGAGAAUUCAAAUGGCUUUUGAGCAAACCAUGUUCAGCAGCAAAAGUGCUAUCACUUUUCGAUCGCCAAAGAGCACUGGAAGCUUUGGAGUGCCUAGGAAAAUGUGAAUCGCUGGAAACUGGAGCGCUCAAAGAAAUGGCUCAGCGGUUGGAGUGGAUCUAUACUAAGCUUUUUACAUUAGUACGGGUGUCUCUCAUUGAUAGCACCAAAGGACCACCUAUCAAAGAACUGGUCUCGUUUUUUGGAAUGGAGGAAUGCAAAUGGCGAUUCAAACACAUGGCUGAGUAUGUCCGAUCUCAAGCAGAAUAUAACUCAGAUCAAGCUGCUUCAUAG